Messenger RNA from Umbelopsis ramanniana AG, 1185 nucleotides. RefSeq lists its product as uncharacterized. The record is from RefSeq and is a predicted model, not a curated record. Gene Ontology annotation, biological process: proteasome-mediated ubiquitin-dependent protein catabolic process. Gene Ontology annotation, molecular function: protein binding. NCBI's taxonomy places the organism in Eukaryota, Fungi, Mucoromycota, Umbelopsidomycetes, Umbelopsidales, Umbelopsidaceae. Gene Ontology annotation, cellular component: Cul4-RING E3 ubiquitin ligase complex. The transcript has 6 exons. The annotation marks the transcript as partial.
AAACCAACACUAGUUAAAAAUAUUCUGUUACAGAGUUUUGUACCAAAGCAGCAUGCAACCAAAAUGAAGCAAUAUGAUGCAGAGGUUUAUUCCGGACAGUUUUCUGAGGAUGGGUCACUAUUUUACACUUGCACAAAAGACUUCAUGGUCCAUCUCUAUGACAGCACUGACCCUGAAAGUUUCCAAGAAAUGAAAGCCAUACACGCUGUUGCUGGACAAUGGACGCUUACAGAUGCUAACCUGUCAAGAGAUAACAGCUGGCUUGCAUAUAGCUCUUUAACACCAUAUGUCACGCUGGCCAGCACGGAUGUCUAUAAUGAUAAUACUAUUGCUUUAAAUUUUAACGAAUCUAAGCUUGGUAUCCGAUGUGUACGUUUGAUAUGGUCUGUUCGAUUCUCACGUUCCGGCAAGGAGAUAGUUGCAGGAUCUUCUGCUGAUUCUGAGGAAGAUAGAUCUAUUUUGCUAUAUGACAUUGAGCGACAAAAGGUGAUAGACUCUGCAGGUGGUCAUUAUGGCGACGUCAAUGCUGUGUGCUUUGCCGACGAUGGAUCCAACCUUCUCAUCUCUGGUUCUGAUGAUAUGUCGAUUCGAGUAUGGGAUAGACGCACGUUACAUGGAGAAAUGGCUGCAGGAGUACUGGUCGGUCACACGGAAGGGAUCACAUACGUUUCACCUAAGGGCGACGGCCGAUACUUGGUAUCUAACGGAAAAGAUCAAUGUGCAAAAGUGUGGGACAUUAGAACAAUGGUCUCUUCAAGAGCAGCUGAGGAUACGAGAUUAGAUAGCGAAUUUGAUUAUCGCCGUGGUAAUUAUCCAGGUGUUCCAAGACUACAUACAAAAGACUCUUCAGUUAUGACCUAUCGUGGUCACAAGGUUUUGAGGACAUUAAUACGAUGUCAUUUUUCACCACCAUCCAAUACUGGUCAGCGCUAUAUAUACUCUGGUUCUGCCGAUGGUCGUGCACAUAUAUAUAAUCUUGAUGGUUCAGUAAAUCAAAUUCUGGAUGCUUCUGAAAUCAUUGGACAAUCAAGAUAUCGACAACGUCGGUCUUACUCUUAUACUUUUGGGUACGACGCUACGCCUUGUACAAGAGAUGUCAGUUGGCAUCCCUACCUGCCCAAUAUCAUAAGUAGUUCCUGGAGGGAUGACUACGGUUAUCUUCUCAAGCAUGACCUCUUAGAAUGA